CUUAUGAACAAAUCAUUUAUCAUGCAACAGCGGCAGCCUGAGCCUGCUGAAGAAAUGCCAACUUUUUGACCGCCUUCCUGGCUUUAGCUUUCCUAGCGAGGCCGUAAAAAUGCCGUUUUUCGAUAAGCCGGAAUGGAUCCAACAUGCCGGUGGCGUAUCCAUUAUGGGGGUGGAUCUGGAUCCCAGUGGCGUGCGCAUGGCCACCUGCGGGUCAGACAACCGAAUUCGAAUCUGGGCCAUGCGACCAGUGCUGUCGGAGGUGGCUGAGCAGGACCCUGCCGUGCCCAAGCAGCUGGCCGUGCUGUGUGAUGCGCUCACGCCCAUCAACGCGAUCCGCUUCGCGCCCAGCAGCCAGCUGCUGGCGGCCGGCACGGACGACUCGGAGGGGCUAGUGUACGAGCUGCGGGAGGGGCGCGGCAGUGCGGUGUUUGGCAGCGGCGAGUCCGCCAACAUUGAGAACUGGCGCCUGCGCAUCAAGUUGAGGGGGCACGCGAGUAACGUGCUGGACGUGGCGUGGGCACCUGACAGCCGGCGGCUGGCCACUUGCUCUGUGGACAACAAGGUCAAGGUGUGGGACACCACCAACGGCCACUGCCUGCGCACGCUGGAGGGCCACGUGGGUCACGUCAAGGGCGUGGCCUGGGACCCCUUCGACUUCUUCUUGGCCAGUCAGGGCGAUCGUGAGGCCAUCGUGUGGCGGCUGGAGGACGGCUCACAGGUGGCGAUCAUCCGCGAGCCCUUCGAGAAGGCGCCCAUCGUCAGCUUCGGGCUGCGGCCGGGCUGGAGCCCCGACGGCCAGACGCUCGCUUUGCCCAACGGCUACGACAAGGGCAUGCACACCGUGCCGCUCAUCAAACGAAACAGCUGGGUGCCGGGCGAGUUCUGCCUGGUGGGGCACAAGGGCCCCGUCACCGCCAUCCGCUACAACCCGCACCUGUACACCCCGGCGCACAAGCCCGGCGCCGCGCCCACCUCGCCGGACGACGAGGCCGCCGGCUCCAUCAUCACCGCCGGCUCCACCGACAAGACAUUCAGCAUCUGGGCCCCCUGCGCCGGCGACGAGCCGCUGGCGGUGGCUCGCGGCUUUUUCGGCGGCAUGGUCAACGACGUGGCCUGGAGCGCCGACGGCCGCGUUAUGGUUGUAGCAGCCUACGACGGCAGCGUUGCUACAGCCCUGUUUGCGGAUGGGGAGCUCGGGAAGCGGGUGCCGCAGGCGGAGGUGGAGGCGCUGUUGGCGCAGCUGUACGGGGACCCGGCGCUGCGCGCCGGCGCCGCCGGCCGAGAAGGUGGUGGUGGCAUGGGCUUGGGCGGCAGGGGCGGCCACAGCGGCCUGGCAGCGGCGCCCGAGCUCAUGGCGCUGGAGGCCCGGGCGAGGGCGGAGGUGGAGCGGGAGGAGCGACUCAACAGCAGGUUGCGAGCGGACGGCGCGGCGGCGGCGGCAGCGGGGGCGGGCGCAGUCGUGGGCGCAGGGACAAGCGGCGCAGCAGGGCCGGCAGCAGCAGGCGCGGCGGGGCUGCGGCCGCCGCUGGGCGCGGCGACGGGGUUGGCGCGGGCAGCGAUGCCGCCAACGGCACCGGCAGCGGCUCGGGUGCCGCUUGCGGUGACGCAAAAUGGCGUCGGGUCUGCAGGGCGGGGCGCGGGUGUGGGCAGCAACAGUCCUGCCAAGGCUGGGGCCGGUGGCGCGCGCGGUGGGCCUGCAGGCACCAGCGGCCGGGAUGCGGACCAACCGCCCGCCAAGCGCAUCGCUGUGCAGCCGGUCGGCAGUGCCGCGACAGCCAUGGGAGCGCGGGCCGGCGCUGCCACUGCCGCGACGACAGCAACGGCACCGCCAGGCGUGGCGGCGGGGGCGGGGGCGGGGGCGGGCGGCCAUGGCGCCGGCGGUGGCUCAGCGGCGGCAUCGCCGGUGCUGGUGCCGGUGGAGGCAUUGCACGCGCACUUCAGCUUCCUCAUACACGCCCAGCCCGGGAGCACGGGCGAGGGGCAGGUGGAGCUGCAGGCACUCAACACGGGGCGGGACGCGCGCGGACGGCCGGCGGGAGAGCUGCUGUGCCUGGUGGGCGGUCAGCGGUGCUGGGGCGACAGCGUGCAGGGCGCGGUGGUGGCACUGGCAGGCAGCAGCCGACUGGCGGCGGCGGCCACAAGCAACGGCGACCUCAUGAUCUACUCGUCCGCGGGCCGGCGGCUGUUCCCGCCCAUCCGGCUGGGCUGGCCCGCCGCCUUCCUCACCGUGGCGCCCGGCAGCUCGCUGCUGCUGGCGCUGCUCACAGACGGCAGCCUCAAGCUGUGGGACUUUGGCGCGGGCGAGUGCCUGCUGGAGAGCUCCGUGGCGCCGCUGCUGCUGCCGCCGGGCGCGGGCGUGCCGGGGCUGGCAGCCGCCGUUGCAGCGGCGCAGCCGCCCGUGCUGAAAGUCACUGCCGUGCGCAUCACCGCCUCCGGCGCCCCGCUGGUUGUGCUGUCCAACGCACACGCCUACGUGCACCACGGCGGCCUGCGCACCUGGGUGCGGGUGGCGGAUGAUGCCUUCCCCGCCUCCGCCUUCACCACCAACCUCACCUCGGCAGCUACGGGGGAGCUGAGCAAGCUGCAGGCAGCAGUGGCGCAGCGGCGGCACCCGGCGGACGUGAUGACCACGUCAGCCUUGCACGCGGCACGCCCAGCCGCGGCGGCGCGGAGCGAGCAGGCGGUGCUGGAGCACAACCUGGCCUCCGCCGCUGCGCUGCAGUCGCCAGCCGAGUGGCGGCUGUGGCUCAUCACCUACGUGCGGCGCCUGGCCGCGGACGAGGACGAGUCGAGGCUCCGGGACCUCAUAUCGGAAUUGUUAGGGCCAUUGCGCUGGACACCGGCCACCCACGCCGCGGCCGCGGCUGGUAGCAGCCGCGCCGGCGGCGCCAACGCACCGGCAGCAGCAGCCGCAGCCGCAGCUACCAGCAGCUCCUGGGAGCCGGCGCUGGGCAGCUCUGUGUCGGGCGGGCGCUGGGCUCCAGUGUUCCUGGGCUUUGACAAGCGGAGGCUGCUUCGGGAGGUGGUGCUGAAGGAGGUGGCGAGGAACCGGAGCUACCAGCAGCUGGUGGCGGAGGUGCUGGAGCAGCUGAAGCAGGUGGACGCGGCUGCAGCGGCGGCGGCAGCGGUGCAGCAGCCGCAUGCGCGGGGCCAGGCGGACGGGGUGAACGCACCGGCGGGCGAUGGAGCGGCAGCGCCGGCUGGGGCGGCUUCGUCGCAACCCAUGGUCAUGGGGUAGCACCAUGUGUGUUUCUCGCGGCGGCAACCCGGGUAUCUUGGUUGAACUGCUGUACCAUCUGUAAAGUUCCUGUGAG
Chlamydomonas reinhardtii is the source of this 3314-nucleotide messenger RNA. RefSeq lists its product as uncharacterized. The record is from RefSeq and is a predicted model, not a curated record. Gene Ontology annotation, molecular function: protein binding; nucleosome binding. Gene Ontology annotation, cellular component: HIR complex; nucleus. The transcript is spliced from 14 exons. NCBI's taxonomy places the organism in Eukaryota, Viridiplantae, Chlorophyta, Chlorophyceae, Chlamydomonadales, Chlamydomonadaceae. Gene Ontology annotation, biological process: regulation of DNA-templated transcription; DNA-templated transcription; chromatin remodeling. The coding region runs from base 110 to 3238 and encodes 1042 amino acids.